This is a messenger RNA of Chlamydomonas reinhardtii, 4412 nucleotides long. RefSeq lists its product as uncharacterized. The coding region runs from base 83 to 3685 and encodes 1200 amino acids. NCBI's taxonomy places the organism in Eukaryota, Viridiplantae, Chlorophyta, Chlorophyceae, Chlamydomonadales, Chlamydomonadaceae. Gene Ontology annotation, molecular function: kinase activity. The record is from RefSeq and is a predicted model, not a curated record. The transcript has a single exon.
CAAAUUCCAGCUUGCAAGUCUCUUGCCUGCACAUCGUUAGAUCCUCGGUUUGCAAGUGCCUGCAAACUGAUCCCCAAUCAAGAUGCGUAGAGGUAGAGCUGGAGCCGGAGCUGCGGGUGGCCAGCACAAGAGCGCCGUCGAGCGGGACCUCUCGUCUGCGCUCACAUCGAUCAGGGCUGGCCAGGCCCUGCAACGGCACCUCGUCGACAGACUCGGCUCCAGCCGCGAGGAAAUGUGUAAAAUGGAGCAGUCGCCCGAAAACAACGCGGCUGUGCUCGCGCUCUUGGGCUGGGCGACACGCGAGGCGAUGUCAUGUGCUGCCCAGGCGCAGGAGGACACGCAGGAACGCCCGCAGCGGCCGCGCUCCGGGGCGUCAGAGGAGGAGCUCUCGCGGCUGCUGCAGCUGGUAUCUUCAGCCAUGGCGCCGAUGGCUCUGCUAACUGACAUCAAGUCCAGUUCGGAGCUGGGGCAGGCUGUGGCGCGCACACAGCUGCCGCAGGCGUUGGCGAGUCUGCUCACGGCUCUCUUCCCGCCCGGCUUCAGGUGCUGCGGCGGGGGUGGGGGUGCCAGUGGCAACAGCAGAGGUGACAGCAGUGGCGGCGGUAGCGCGGGCGUUGGCAGCGCCGGCCUGAGGAUGCGGCUGGACCUGCUCGUGUAUGCAGCGGGCCUGACCUCAGGCCUGUGGUCAGCGGCUGCACAUCGCGUACCCGAGCUGGUGACAUGCCUCCGGGAGAGCCAGCUGCUAGAAUGCAUAGCAGCCGCCCUGCUGCGGGCGCCGGCUGCGGAGUGCGGCCAGCAGCAGCACCAGCGCAGCGGUGGCGCAGGCGCCGGGCCCUCAACUUCUGGCAGCCACCGCAACGGCGGUACCGGCAGCAGCUGCUACGUGGCUUGGCUCCGGAGCGGCAAACAAGCCAAGCAGCUCUGGCUCACGCUACGAACGAUGACAAAGAGUGUGGUCACUAUGACUGCGCCCACCAUCCCGCCCCGGACGUGGGUUAUGCCGGAAAACAUGCAAGCCAUCGCUGGAGACCUUCCGCAGUGCCGCGAGGCGCUGUCGGGUCCGGCCGUGCAGCUGUGGCUGGGGCGGACGCUGGUGGCGGAGACCCACAGGUGCCUGGCAGAGGCGGAGGAGGAGGCAGCAGAGGCGGUCGGCGGCCGCGCGGCCGGCGGCUCAGCGGCGGACAGCUCGGGAGCGGCGGCGGUGCUGACCGGGGACGUGCAGCAGCAGCAGCAACAGUGGUUCGCGCUCCCAGAGUCCUUACGCUCCGGCGGUCUGCCGCUGCCAAGGGAACGCAGCAACACGGCUGACCUGUUGAUGGAUGUUGUGGAGUCGGUCGGGGCUGUGUGGGACUUCACGGUAUCGGGGCCGCGCCUGCCGCGCCUGGGGCAGCAACCGCAAAAGGCCUUCUUUGAAAGGCAUCCUGCCGGAGGGGCAAUGCGCAAGGUGAUAGGCGGCGUCGGCACGCCUGCAGAGGCGGCUGCCGUGGCGGCGGCAGAGGCCCAGCUACCGCCGCUGCACCCGCCGUCGUACACGGCCGUGCAGGUAUACGAGAUGACUCAUGCGGCCCUGACGGCGGCGCUGGACCACGCGCCCGCCGAGGCCGUGUGCCUCCACGCGCCGUCGCUGCUUGCGCGCUUGGUGAUGGAGCUGCCGCCGAGUCAGGCGGCGGCGCGUCUGCCGAGCCUGUGGCGCACGCUGUCGCGUGUGCUGCCGCGUCUGGCGUGCGGCGGCACUGGCGCCCCCAGCGUGGCCUUCGGCAUGAUGUCCCAAGGCCCCUUCUGGGACUCUGUGGCAGUGUGCCGGUCGGAGUCCACACGCCUAUGCAGCUUCCACCUCGGCAUGCUUCUACAGCUGCAGCUGACGUCAGCUGGGCGGGCGGCUUCAGCAGACUCGGCGGCGGCGAAUGCAGCCACUGCAGUCGGAGGGGCGGGGCCGGGGCCGGACUUCAGCUUGCGCUGCGCUCUGAGCGGUGGUCUGCUGCCCGCCAUAGAGGCCCUGCUGCGGCGGCUGUGCAGGACUGCCGCACAGGCGACGGCGGGGCCCAGCGAGGCAGCAGGCUUCGUGGAUGCAGCGCAGCAAGCGUCGUACACGGUGCACAUUCUGCUGCGCUGCUCUGGCGUAUGGCCGGCUGUGCUGGCGUACGGGCCGCCGCAGCAGGUGGCGUCGCUGGUUCGCACCAUGGGCAAGGCGCUGGCAGUAGUCGGCGACACGUUCGCUGCGCUUCGGCAGCGGCCGCAGCUGCUGGGGCCGGCAACGCAGAUGGCGCGCGCGGCGAGGGGCAACACCAUGGGGCAGGCAAACUUUUUUUCCGCGCUAGUCGCGCUGCUGGAGCAGGCGUCUGUCAUGGCGGAGCAAGGGAUGGUCUUCCAUGGCCUCCGGGGCUAUCCGGACGCGGCUGUGGCGGCUGCUCGGGCUGACCAGCAUCGACAGGAGCGGAGUAUGAUGAUCAAUGACGCUAUUGCAAAGGACCCGUUCACGCUGGACAUCGACUGGGUCGCCGCCGUGGGCGGCUGCCCCUCCGCCGACACCGCGGCGGCGCGCAAGCAGCAGACACUGGCAAGCUGGGCGGUGCAGCAGUGGGUGCCGGAGAUGCUGCGACAGGUGGAAAGGGACGGCCCCACAGCCGUAAACCGUGUGUACGCUGUCGGCCAUCUGCAAGACAUGGUUUACAGGGCCCUAUGGCCGGUGAUGCGUGAGCACCUGCUAGCGGGCCAUGGCACGGCCGCAGCAUCAACCGCUGCCCCCUGCCCGCCCGGCGCCGCAGCCAGCGCCGUGGACUGGCGGCACUUCCUGCUAGACCGCCUGGACGCUUUGAGCUGGACGGAGCGACUUCUGGCGAGGGUGGCAGACGCAACGCCAACGGCUGACGAUAUAAACGAAGGGCCCUGGUUCGUGCGGCUGGGGCUGUCGCUCCUAGCCGUCAGCGAGCUGCCUGGGGGGGUGGAGGCGUGCGAUGCCGCGGCCAGCGCGGGGGGCUGCAAAGCAGCCGCGGGCAGCAGCAGUGUCGCGGCAGCGGCGUCGGGGAAGCUGCAGGCAGGAGGGGUGGCUGGGGUCAACAGCACCAGCAGGCAGCAGCAGCGGCGGCAGCAGCAGCAGCGCAUGCUGCAGCACCUGCGCCGGAUGUUACCUUACGUGGACGCGGGCUGGGCCGCGACUAUAACCCAUGUGGAGCUGUCGCUGCAAGCGGUGUGGGAGCAAGUGGAGGCAGUCGGGCUUCACCCCAGCGACACCACGGCGGCUGGCACCGCUGCUGCUGUUGCUGUGGACCCGCCGCCGCUCGUCUACAAGGUGCCAGAGCGGCUUCUUAAGGAAUUGACAGCUGGGAGGAACCGGUAUGUGGUGGUAUGGAGCAGCGUGCCCUUGGCCCCGGGUACGGAGCAGGUGGUGGCGUUGCCAGGCGAGGCGGGCCUGGUGCUGUGCGGCAAUCCCGCCUGCAGCAGUCUGGAGGGUGACAGCGAGGCAGUGCUCAUGGCGGCGGGGGCUGCGGGACAGCAGCGGGGCGGCCGGGGUGGGGCGGCGGGCGGGGGCGGACGCAUCAAGACGUGCUCCCGCUGCGGUGCGGUGCGGUACUGCUGCGGUGCGUGCCAGCUGCAGCACUGGACCACGGGCGGGCACAUGGAGUCGUGUGCCGGGGCUGCUGGGGGCAGCGGCGGGGCAGGCGGUGGCAGCAAGGCCGGCAGGUGAAUUGUGGCAUGGGCUUACGUGUUUCUAGGCCGAGUCUCUUGCACAAGUGAACAUACAUGUGCGUGUAUGUGUAUGGCUCUGACAAGGUGAUACGGUGUUAUCGUACUGCAUUGCAUUUGUUACUGCAUUGAUAGAUGCGAUGAAGCCGUGGCAGCGGAUAAACGCAUCUGGAGUGUGCGUGUGGGUGGCAAAUUGACAUACAUGUGUUGAUGGGGCGCCUAGCUGGUGCGUCUGCAAGUGUUCGGCCACGUCCAGCCUCAGAGAUUGCAUUGAUUACAAUAGGGACCUGUGAGUACGUGUGCGGGUUUGGCAGCGCAGCGAGUUGAUGGCGGGUACAGUACUGUGCAGGCACUACGGCCCGCUUCAGACGGCGCGCGCGAUUGGCUCUGGGACAGGCUUGCGUUGCAGGUCUGCUGGGCUGCGGGCUGGGGCCUAGGUGCGUGGCGGUGGCCUGAGACUGCGGUGUGUCAUGUAGAGGGGGCUCAGGCGUGCGUUGUAGCAUGCGUGCACUAUUCAUGCAGCAGGACAGGGAACUGAGUGCGCCCGGCUGCAGGGCCUUCGACAGCGCGGCUCUUGCUCAUCAGGAAAGCCAUUACGGUACUGUGGCCGGCCAAGGCAACCCAUGGCUUAACGCCUCUCAGACUCACUGUCGUCACUAAGCGGGGAAGAUACGGUGAUAGCUGCAAGCCAGGGAAGCCUUCCUGCAAGCGUUCCUGGUCCGCACUCC